Molecule: messenger RNA, 1125 nt
Organism: Coprinopsis cinerea okayama7#130
Lineage: Eukaryota; Fungi; Basidiomycota; Agaricomycetes; Agaricales; Psathyrellaceae
Exons: 18
Coding region: 1-1125 (374 amino acids)
Source: RefSeq, a predicted model, not a curated record
AUGGCUGAAGUGGACAUUCCCAAGACGUUUGGAGCUCUCUUGAUUGGCGGGCUUCUGGCAACACUGUUCUCAGGCCUCACGCAAGCCCAAACGUUCAUCUUCUUCAGACUUUAUAACAAUGACCCAUUGCUGGUGAAGCUCUUGAUCCUUGGAGUCUGGUUCCUUGACUCGCUGCACACCAUUUUCAUUGGACAUUCCCUGUGGAACUACCUGAUCAACACCUUUGGGAACGCUGCUGGCAUCGACUAUAUCCCGACGUGCGUAUCUCACAACCUUUCCGACAUCAGUGGUACUUACGAUGACACAUUCGGUGGAAACAGGAGCCUGGCCCUCACGAUAGCAGUUACGGCCGUCCUUACGUUCUGCGUCCACUGCUUCUUCAUCUACAGAAUCUUCGUCUUGUCGCGGCGGAAUUUCUUUAUUUCGGUUCCACUGACCUUGAUAGCGUGUACUCGUCUCUGUUUUGCCUGUCUGACCACCGCUAAGCUGAUUGAACUGCGAAGCUUAGAGGUGUUUGUGCGGCUGUAUACGUGGUCCUUCACCACUGGACUAACCCUCUCUGCAAUUCUGGACGUAUUAAUCACGGUCUUUAUGUGCUGGUUCCUCAAACGUCGCCAGAAAGAAUUCUCGAAAUUAAACAAAGUCCUCGAUGCACUCAUUCUAUAUGCUUUUGAGAAUGGGAUUUUAACAACGCUUGCUGCGCUGUUGACACUUAUCUUCUGGCUCUCCAUGCGCUCCAACCUGAUCUUCAUGGCCGCACAUUUCAUCAUCAUCAAAUUCUAUGCCAAUUCAUUGCUCGCGACCCUAAAUGCCAGACGUGAUCUUCAGUCCGAAGAGAGCCACCAUGGGACGACAAUGGAUGCAUCAGGCGUAGCGUCUGGGACCCGACGACCAGAUCCAAGCAAUAGAAUCAGACAUAUUGCUCAGCCCAUCGACCUCAGCGAAGGCUUCAGAAUAUCCCCGAUCAGGGACUCUGGAAAAUUCGCAUCUGGUUCAGACCUCCAGGACGACGAUGACGAGCUAAAAGAAGUCGGAAAGACCUCGCAACUACGAAUCAAUGUGAAUACGAGUACGGUGCGGGUCACUGAUUCGUUAGGGGAGGGUGUUUCUGGCUCUCGUCGUUAA